UUAACCCCAAAAGUCAAUUGUGUGGUAGUUCAGAAACCCUCAUCUAUAAGACAUUUUGAAAACUGGUUUUCCCACUUAUGAUCAGUGGAGACAGAUGUUUGAGACAUUGAGGUUUCCUGAUCACCAGCUGAAACCUUUAGUCUCCUUCCCCAUUCCUACCAAGGCAGCUUGCAAGCCUCACCACUUUUAGCUUUGCAACUGGUCUUUGGAACCUUUAAGAGAAGUUAUACACUCCCAGAAGACUGUUCUAGGAUUCUGACCUUAAGAAGCCUCUUUCCUGGACCCAAACCAUACAAUUUUGGCAGUUUGCAUUUUACUCCGGCUAAUAUAGAAUGUAAUUAUUUCUCUUCAUAAAAGAGCCACUAAUUCAGAAUAAUGAUGGCAAAGUGGUUGGAAAGAGUGGAUUUAAAUUACCAGGAUGUUUUAGAAGAAAUUCCAUUUUAUUAAUUUUAAGUAUAUAAUUAUCUAGAUAUGAGCGAGUAAAUUAACUAAGUUAAGGAAAACAAGAGAAGUCCCCAGAGAUCUACUUCACAGCAUGAAAUACCCUCCAGACCUUAACUGGAGCAAUAUAAAAGAAGAUGAGACAGGAAAGAUAUCAUUAAUGGAGCUCAAGAAAAAUGCGUAUUGCCUCCUAUGGAUGGCUACCCCCAUUGCGAGGGGAAAAUCAAGUGGAUGAAAAAUAUGUGGCGCUCAGAUCCCUGCUACGCAGAAUACGGAGUGGAUGGGUCCACCUGCUCUUUUUUUAUUUACCUCAGUGAGGUUGAAAAUUGGUGUCCCCAUUUACCUUGGAGAACGAAAAAUCCCUACGAAGAAGCUGAUCGUAACUCAUUGGCAGAAAUUCGUACAGAUGUUAAUAUUCUCUACAGUAUGAUGAAAAAGCAUGAAGAAUUCCGAUGGAUGAGACUGCGGAUCCGGCGAAUGGCUGAUGCGUGGAUCCAAGCAAUCAAGUCCUUGGCAAUGAAGCAGAAUCUUGAGAAGAGAAAGCGGAAGAAAGUGCUUGUUCACCUGGGCCUCCUGACUAAGGAAUCCGGAUUUAAGAUUGCAGAGACAGCUUUCAGUGGUGGCCCUCUUGGCGAAUUAGUUCAGUGGAGUGAUUUAAUUACGUCUCUGUACUUACUGGGCCAUGACAUUAGGAUUUCAGCUUCACUGGCAGAGCUCAAGGAAAUAAUGAAGAAGGUUGUUGGAAACCGAUCUGGCUGCCCAACUGUAGGAGAUCGAAUCGUUGAGCUCAUUUAUAUUGAUAUUGUAGGACUCGCUCAAUUCAAGAAAACUCUUGGACCAUCCUGGGUUCAUUACCAGUGCAUGCUCCGAAUCCUGGACUCAUUUGGCACAGAGCCAGAGUUCAACCAUGCCAACUAUGCCCAGUUGAAAGGCCACAAGACACCCUGGGGCAAGUGGAAUCUGAACCCACAGCAGUUUUACACCAUGUUCCCUCACACUCCAGACAACAGCUUCCUGGGCUUUGUGGUCGAGCAGCACUUGAACUCCAGCGACAUCCACCACAUCAACGAAAUCAAGAGGCAGAACCAGUCACUCGUGUACGGCAAAGUGGACAGCUUCUGGAAAAAUAAGAAGGUCUACUUGGACAUCAUCCACACAUACACGGAAGUACACGCAACUGUUCACGGCUCCAGCACGAAGAACAUUCCCAGUUACGUGAAAAACCAUGGGAUCCUCAGUGGACGUGACUUGCAGUUUCUUCUCCGAGAAACCAAGCUGUUUGUUGGGCUUGGGUUCCCGUACGAGGGCCCAGCUCCCCUGGAGGCCAUCGCAAAUGGAUGUGCUUUUCUGAAUCCCAAGUUCAACCCACCCAAAAGCAGCAAAAACACAGACUUUUUCAUUGGCAAGCCAACUCUGAGAGAGCUGACGUCACAGCAUCCUUACGCUGAAGUUUUCAUCGGCCGGCCACACGUUUGGACCGUUGACCUUGGCAAUCAGGAGGAGGUCGAGGAUGCCGUGAAAGCGAUUUUAAGUCAGAAGAUUGAGCCAUACAUGCCAUAUGAAUUCACAUGCGAAGGGAUGCUACAGAGAAUCAAUGCUUUCAUCGAAAAACAGGACUUCUGCCACGGGCAAGUGAUGUGGCCGCCCCUGAGUGCCCUGCAGGUAAAAUUUGCUGAGCCCGGGCAGUCCUGCAAGCAAGCGUGUCAGGAGAACCAGCUCAUCUGUGAGCCGUCCUUCUUCCAGCAUCUCAACAAGGACAAGGACCUGCUGAAGUACGAGGUGAACUGCCAGAGCUCAGAGCUGGCCAAGGACAUCGUGGCGCCCUCCUUCGACCCCAAGAACAAGCACUGUGUGUUUCAAGGCGACCUCCUGCUGUUCAGCUGUGCCGGCGCCCACGCCCGCCACCGGAGGAUCUGCCCCUGCCGGGACUUCAUCAAGGGCCAGGUGGCUCUCUGUAAAGACUGUCUAUAGCGCCGCCUUUCCACCCGCGCCCACGCUCUGUGGGGGGGAGACAGCGGCUCCAGCCCCACCAGGAUGGGGCGGAGACACAGACGCCAUUCAGGGACUCUCCCCAGAGCCUGAACGUUUUGGUGGAAGGUCUCGAUUUGGUACUGGUCCCGCUGCAGUUAGAGCAUCACAGCGGAGCUCUCACCAAAACAAAACGAGAGCCAACCUCAGGCCGGGAACCUGGCUUCUCCCUGGCACAACUUCGUCUUUAAUUUUGGAGGAGCUACAGUAGGGAGACUGUGCAGCUGCUCCAGGGUAAAAAAAAAGGAAUCUCAAUAUUCGUUUAAACGAAACAAAACCAGAGGAGGAAUCAAGCUAGUUGGAAAGAACUUCUCCGGGAACAUUCCUA
Molecule: messenger RNA, 2797 nt
Organism: Odocoileus virginianus texanus
Lineage: Eukaryota; Metazoa; Chordata; Mammalia; Artiodactyla; Cervidae
Source: RefSeq, a predicted model, not a curated record